CACCACGCUGCUGGUAUCAGGUGUCAGAGCCACCCGUCGUGGUUAACUCCGAAGUCAGGCAUAGCGUCCGCAGGGGACCGGGAAUCUCUAUUGUCUGUGUUUUAACGGCUCCGAGAUUCCACAGAGGACUUGUCUUUCACCUCUUCAAUCAGCGGGGGCCGACUCUGGUUGCAGUGGAGGCGGGGCCUCUCCGUGCAUCCAGCAUCGAACCUGGUGUAUCCCCAGCACUCAACCGGACGCUCGUAGUUGUUGCGGGAAACUCCGGCAGAUGGCGCCGAUACCCAGGAGACGAUGGAACGGUAGUGCAGCAGCAGCGAGGCUGGUGCUAGGCCUUGUUUUGUUGUUGACGGUCAUGGGUCCCACUGGUGCGUCUCUCUUCAAGCGGAAACGGACGAAUAGCAAGGAAGUCCACCCUUCCGGAGGUGUCCCAUUCGGCAAGGGCGGCAAGGGCGGCAAGCGUGGGAAGGUUAAGGAAGACGUUGCGUGGCUACUAGAGGACACUAGUGAUGGGGGUUGGAAGCCGGUUAGGGAUGACGGCCAUGUUCAGGUGUGGAAGAGAUCUAUGCCCAACAGCGAUUUUGUUGCGAUCAAGUCGAAGGCAUCCUUGGCGGUUUCGCCGCAGGCCUUGUUUGAGGUCCUCACGCCCGGGGACAUCGAGAUCGUCAGACAGUACAACCCUUUGGUCGAGGAUGGCAUUGAUCUUGAGGUGAUAGACCGGGACAACAAGGUGUCCUGGAGCGCGACGAUGGGAAUCUGGCCCUGCCGCCCCAGAGACUUUGUGACGCACAUCCAGAGGGCCACCCUCGAGGACGGUAGCGUGGCGAUAGUUAACUCUGCUACCUCACACCCUAAGGCCCCAGUAGGUGAGAAGUACGUCCGCGGGGAGAUUUUGCACGGCGUGUUCCACAUCAAGGCGGCGAAGAACAAGAAGCACUCCGAGUUCACCAUGGUGCACCACUUCAGCCCGGGCGGAAACAUACCUCCCUGGCUGAUGAACUGGCUGGCCGAAGGAAAGCCGAUUACCUUCGUGAGAAAGCUCGAGGAAGUGGCGAAGAAGUGGGAUCAGCAGGCGGCGCUUACCAAGAGCAUGCCCUGCAAGGGAAGGGGAUUUGCGGACAAGCCGUGCGACUUUCUGUUGCCAACGGGUGACAGCAGCGAGGAAGGCGACACGCUGGCGGCGCCGGCAAGGGCGGCAGCAGGAAGCGGCGGCGGGGAGUGGGGGUCGUUGGUCAAAGCGUUAACCCUGGCGGCGUUGUUGGCGUACGCGUGGGCCCUCUUCUUCGACCGGCCGGCGGUGUUCGGAAAGAAGGGAGAACCCUCGGCCGCGGGAUCAGGCAGGAUGCCUGCGGAGGAGAAGAGUGUUACUCCUCACACUAGGGUGGCGUUGCCUGCCAAGCGUGAGAAACUCGCGGUGAUUUUACGGGAGGAGUCUGUCGGGGUCCCCGCAGUGGUGACCUCGGGAGCGGUGCCCCAUGCCCAUGCCGACGGUGAGAAGGCGGGCCCGGAUGGGAGAGACGCCAAGGAUCUGCGAGGGCCUAGCGGAGACGUACACCGCGAGGACGUGCCCAUGGCAGAGGGUGGUGACGGCGAGGUCGUGCCUGGCCGAGGAGAGUUGGGGGGCGCGACGGCGGAAAAGGAAGACCCCUCGCCUGCACCGGCACGCGAGACGCCCAGGGAAGAAUGCGGGGGACUCGUAGAACGGGCGGAAGUUCCGCCCGCGUCGUCGGGUUCUCGCGAAGAGCCCGACACCAGCUUUCUCGACGGAGAGGUGGAGGGAGCGAUUUCAAGCGGAGGGAGUGUGGAGGUGACGAAUAGCGGGCCAACGGCAGUGGCGAGUACGGUCGGCGGGGAGGCGGGAGAUUGCGGCGCAGCAGCGGUCGAAGACGCGAUUAGCGGAGGGGUCGCGGACACGGGGGCGGGCGAGGUAGAGCCGGCGACCGCGGUGGGGAGAAGCGACACGAUCGUUAGCGGGGACAGCGCCGGAAGUGGACAAUUGGUCACCGCUGGAGUGCGUUCAGUAUCGGACGCAGACAGAGCUGCGAUUGCUGUAGCACCAGCUGUGUUUAACGUGGGUAACGCAGAGCUGCCGCGUGGCAGCAUCUCUAGCGGAGAGGUAUGGUCAACGCCACUGCCCGUUGAAGGAACUUCGAGUGGUGAAGACAGCUGUGAAAUACUGGUAAAAGAGUGAGAAAGAACAACACGGGACAUGCGAGUGCAGCCCUCCCCUUGAACAGAGUUGCUAUUGAUAGUGCCCGUGGAAACGGUGAAGUUUGAAAUUUGCACGCUGAUUCAGAGUAGCAGGCGGGCUGAAGCUGCGAUAGCCGUAUGCUUGUGGCUGGUGGCUCAAGUAUCCCCGAGUGUGGACAAUGAUGUGUGUGACGCAGGAAUAGAUAGAUAUAUCUAGAUGGAUAGAUUGCGGUACGCCGCGAACACAGUGCUUUAGUGGAGAAUCUGGUCUCGGAAGGAAAUGCCAAGCGUGUUGUUCGCGCUAGAAGCAGGGCAGAAACAUGCUCGAGAGACCUAUCCCGGCCAGAUGGUGGUUGUAACGAUAGCAGUCGUGUAUGGCUAAUAGAGUUGCGUUUGUGUUGCCACCGACAGAUGAAAGGGUCAGUAAUUAAUUAGCAAGUGGAUCUUUUGCUCUAUCCUAUGUUUUCUUAUUGGUUGACAUCGGCGCAGCUGAAUUUUGAUUGGCAGAUGGUAUGCAUAUUUGGUCGGUGGGUGACGCCGGCCGGGGUAGAGACUCCACCAUGCUGAGAGAGAUCGGUCAAUACAGGACUCUGGUUCUUUCUUCUCGCUCUUUCUCCUCAUGAUGGCUGUCAACAUGAACCUAGUUUUUUUGUGCCCUGGUCUUCUAAACGAAGCGCUCUAAGUGAGCAACAUGCGUGAGUCGGCGUGUGUUCUUUUAGUAGUGUGGAAAAACGGAUAUUAUUUUUGUGGGCAGGAUGUUUGGAGUGACCAAGGCACAUGUCUUGGUGUGCUCGUGCUUGUCGCAACCAGCUAGCGACCGCGGCUGCACGACGUCAGGUGUUUUUCGUCGCGAUUUUGAAUUUUACCGAAUGGUUUUUUCCCUCCCGGACCAAGCACAAGUUCCCCAUCUACCGCCGGUCAUUGCUUAUGAGGAAAAAGACUACCCGUUCGAGAUGUACCCACGGUCGAACGGGAUGUGGUGGAGUCUUGUCUUGUUUGCAUGGAGCGCUCUGUGCAUUAUACCCGUAGGUAAAUGCAAGACGAAGACAAUAUCCCUUUGGUCCUUCGUGCUGGACGUGGAAAUGUACCAGAGAAAGUGCUGAAACAGAGGCUGAUCAGCAUCCACCCUCUUGCGUGUGCCUAUACUUGCCGCGAGAUGACUUUCGCGCGCUUCAAAAGCGAAGCAUCCGAGCUUACUUGGAGACAUGGAAGGACGCCUUCGGUGUCUUAUUUUUUUACUGUUUUUUUCGAUUUUUCCGGUUUCAGCUCUCGAAACUCGAAAUACUUGAAAGCUUAUUCCCCGCCUCCAUGACCGGCAGAACCUGCUUUCGUGAGCGACCGCAACAAGCAAGUGGCUUCAGAGCCCUCACCUAAAAAAACCAACCAUGCUCGACGUUUCUUUUUUCCUCGAUCCGAACAAACAUUUACCCAAACCGAGGUUGUGGACUUACAACAACAGUAAGCAAGAAAAUCGCGAGAACAGCACGAUUAUUCCAACACAACCCGUUUAGGUCCCCAGAUUUCCCCGUUUUCGCGUGCUCGCUCUUCACAUCCGCUCGUCUUGCAAAAGCUCCACUAGCGCACGUACACGUGGACGAAGACAACCAGCGUGGCCCCGCCACAAAAUGAAUCCUCCACGUCGAAAGUCCUAAAUAUCAUCGAACUCCAUACUGCUGCUGCUGUACAUUCUAUACGGCCCCCCACGGCCCCUUUUUCCACAAAAAAUACACGCUACAGCUCCCGUGCUUUUUCACGAGACCCCACAGCCAGUUGAGCCAGGUGUUUUUCCGUCAUUGUACAACCCCAAUUUAUCACGCACAAGCAACAACACGUCCGCGCCAAGAUACUGCGGAGUAAAUCAAGCGUCCAGCCUCCGCGCGCGUUCACCGUCUACACAUCCCGCCGUAGUUGUUGCAAGUAGCAGUCUCAUUACAUGCGCGCACCGGGGUCGAACAAGCGCUUUUCACUCCCAACUUAUCGCUCCUUGUGAGAGCACAACGUGCGAUAUCAAGGCAACAUCCCUACCCAUUCGUCACAUUUUCGUCACAUCUUGGCUGUGUCCUGUCGAACAUCGCCGGCAUAUUCAACGAGAACCCAAAUCGUUUCACUCGCCAUCGUCGAGUAGCAAAGCGUGCGACUUUUCGUUGGCGUGUCCUCUCGUCAGCCCGGACUUUUCGAAGACCACUAAAAGCCAAACGCGACCGAUUCGGUCGGACCUACA
Molecule: messenger RNA, 4408 nt
Organism: Ectocarpus sp. CCAP 1310/34
Lineage: Eukaryota; Phaeophyceae; Ectocarpales; Ectocarpaceae
Source: the annotation of a GenBank genome assembly